AUGACCAUUGACGCAGCAUCUCCAGCGAAGCCUGCGCCAGCGCAGCCGGCGCUCACGCCGCGCCCCUCCAUCCUCAACCACCGCAACCCGGCCACCAUCGAGGCCUUCUUCGCCUCCCCGACCCAGCGGCACAUCAGGCGGCCAUACACGGCACAGCAGGUGGCUGAGCUGCGCGAUGUCCUCCCGCCCACGCAGAGCAACGCGAUGCCGCUCCGGCUGCGCGAGAUCCUCGAGGCGCACAAGCAGCAGCGCACGGGCGCGACCGUCGUCGGCGUCGCGGACGCAGUCACUCUCGACGGGGUGACCAAGGCCGGCGCGCAGAUCGCGUAUGUGUCCGGCGCCGCGCUGAGCUUUGCCGACUCUGCGGCGCCGGGCGCCGACUUGUCGGACUACACCUACGACACGGUGGCCAAGAAGGUCGAGACACUCGUCCGCUCCCAGCUCCUCCAUGGACGGCUGUACCGCCGCCUUGCCCUGCGUCCAGAGUUUGAGGGCCGCGGUUUCGUUGACCCGCUCAUCCCGCUCAUCGCCGACGCCGACUCGGGCUUCGGGCUCCACUCGACAGUCAUGAAGGCGACCAAGCAGCUCGUCGAGGCCGGCGGGUCAGGCUUCCACAUCGACGACCUCGUGUCCGGGUCGAAGCGUUUCGACCACUCCGGCGGGGUCGGCGCCGUCGUCGUCCCGUUUAGCGAGUACGCGCGCCGCCUCUCGGCGUCCAAGCUGCAGCUUGACAUCCUCGCGUCCGAGGCCGUGCUCAUCGCGCGGACGGACACAAUCGACGCAACGCACAUCACGAGCACGAUCGACGGCGCCGACACGCCGUACAUCCUCGGCGCGACGAUCCCGCAGGUCGAGAGCUACGCGUGCGCCACGCUGAACGGGACCCCGGGGGCCGGCGAGACGUGGGUCAAGAAUGCGCGUCUGCGGACGCUCCGCGAGGCGUUCGACGAGCUCGCCGACGAGGCGGCGAGGGGGAAGUUUGCAGAGCAGAGCAAGGGCCUCAACGUCGCCGACGCGAAGCGCGUCGCUGACGUCUUGCUGGGCAAGCUGGGCCCGCUGGCAUGGGACCCAGAGAGCCCACGCACUUACCAGGGCUGGUACCGUUACCGCGGCAGCCUUGACGCCGCGAUCGACCGCGCGACGCGCGCGGCGCCGCUCGCCGACGUGCUCUGGUACUGCACGUUCGGGUACACGCUCGCCAAUGCGGCGCGGUUCGCGGACGAGGUGUUGGGUGCGCACCCCGACAAGUACUUGAUGUUCAACACGAGCCAGACCAGGCGCGAGUGGCUCGAGCAGUCCGACGAGGAGCUCGCAAAGCUGCCACAACGUAUCGGUGCCCUAGGGUACGUCCUCACCAUCCUCCCCCUUGCAGGCCAAAUCUCCGCCGCCCUCGGCGCCGUGCGUGGAGCGCGCGCCGUGCUCGACGGCGGCGUGAGAGGCCUGUUCGACGGCGUGAUCACGCCGUAUGGGGCUGAGAGCGCUGGCGGCCCGCUCGUAAGCGACUGGUACGGGCACAUGGGCACGCUGGCCGACUAUGCGAUGGACGUGAUUGGCGACGGCGUGGGGGUCGGGGUGGCCGCGCCGUCGACGGCCGCGUCGACCGCGUCCACGGCCACCAUCGCGACGCCGAGCACGAGCCAGUUCGCGUCCCGCCCUUCUAUCGCGACGACGGUCGGCGCCGCGGGCCGCUGGCAGCCUGGCCCGGUGGGAUACAAGAAGUGGAAGAACAUUGUGGUCAUUGGGGCCUCGGUCGCGGGCCACUCGUUCGUCAACGCGCUCGCCAACAACCUCCCCAUGUCGCACCGCAUCAUCCUGAUUGAGCGCAACGAGUUUGUGCAGCACGCGCCGAUUGUCGUGCGCGCGUUGGUCGUGCCGGGCUGGGAGAGCAAGAACUUCACCGCGCCAGUGACCCAGGAGACCAUGUUCCCCGCCAACUCGCGCCACCGCGUGCUCUGCCCCAACGCCGUCGUGGCGCUCAAGCGCAACCACGUCUGGCUAGAGCGCGAGUUUGAGGGCGAGAUGGAGAUCGAGUUUGAGCGCUGCAUCAUCGCGACGGGCGCCCAGUCGCCCGCGCCCAUCCGGCCUGCACCCGGCGCGAGCAUGGGCGAGUGGAUGGCGGGGCUGCGCAAGACGCAGCACGACAUCAAGCAUGCCGAGAGCGUGUUGAUUGAGAUCAACGAGACAUACCCGCGCAAAAAAGUCACCAUCGUGCACUGGGACGUCGGCCUGCUGCACCCGUCCGACUCGGGCGGGAACACGAAGCACACGUACGUGCCGCCGAAAACCUCGUCCAAGCUGUCCACCGCGCUGCAGAAGCAGCUCGCCGACCGCGGCGUGGACAUCAUCCUGUGCGACCGGGUCGACUUCAAGUCGGGCUCGUGGGGCGGCACGCCGGGCCUGCUCGAGCGGAUGCACGCCAUCCCGCUCGUGUCGGGGAAGACGAUCGACGCAGACUACGUGUUCAACUCGACGGGCAACAAGCCCAACGCGCGCCUCGUGGCCGAGGGCGACCCCGACGCGCUCACUACGAACGGGUAUAUCUCGGUCGACGAGUUCUUCCGCGUGCGCGGCUCCCCGCGCUCGCCGCUCACAGGCGCGUACUACGCCAUCGGGGACUGUGCCAACAGCCCGAGCUGGAAGACGGGCGUCGCGGCCGCCGCGGAGGGCGUCGCGCUCGCCGGCAUUAUUGACGCCCUGAUAAGAGGGAACAAGCCCAAGCCGUACACCCCCAGCAGGGGCAUGCGCGACUCGACCGUCCUGCUAGGCAGCAAAGGCGGCGCGGCGGUCCUCCGUAUCCCGUGGAUCGGAUCCAUCCGCGCCCCCGACUUCAUUGUUGAAGGCAAGAGCCAGGACUUUUGGGCCGGCAAGAACUUCUUCGCGCGCUUCCAUGGCACGCGGCGCGUCGCGGCGUUCUCAUAGACGACGUGGCGAAGCUGUAGAUAUACUCGACUCGACUUGGCUAAUGUUUGUGCUUUUCUUGGGAUCAUGCAUCUGUACUCUGG
Molecule: messenger RNA, 3002 nt
Organism: Vanrija pseudolonga
Lineage: Eukaryota; Fungi; Basidiomycota; Tremellomycetes; Trichosporonales; Trichosporonaceae
Gene: ICL1
Product: Isocitrate lyase 1
Exons: 9
Coding region: 1-2919 (972 amino acids)
Biological process (GO): carboxylic acid metabolic process
Molecular function (GO): isocitrate lyase activity; oxidoreductase activity
Source: RefSeq, a predicted model, not a curated record